Messenger RNA from Danaus chrysippus (African queen), 984 nucleotides. The record is from the annotation of a GenBank genome assembly. Lineage: Eukaryota; Metazoa; Arthropoda; Insecta; Lepidoptera; Nymphalidae.
AUGGAGUUGCUAAGACAAGUGUCUCAUACACAGUUUCUGUUCCCCGUGGCGGCAGUAGCAGUUGUUUUAAUAUGUGCUACUCUCGUAUUUAUAUUCGGUUUCCACACCGCGGAGCAACCGCAAUUUGAUAAGUUACCUCUGGUACUUGAUGACAGGAAAUCUUCAAAUAAGAAACGGAAAAACAAGGAAAAGAAGUCGUCACCUAUUAGAACAUCUAAUGAUGAUUCAAAAUCAAAGGCUGAGGCUUCGAAAAAAUCUCCAUUAAAGGAGAAAAAGGAGGAGAAAGUUAAGGAUGUUGAGAAACCAAAGCCCAAAGAGAAGGUUGAAGUCAAAGUUGUCAAGAAGGAGGCGGCUGCUGACGUGAAAAAGGCCAAGAAACCUAAAUCGGUUGUUGACGCUGAGAAGCCCGCUGACUUUGACGAGGGUGUAUGGGAGGAAGUGCCAAAGAAGAGUGAUAAGAAGAAAGUGAAAGGCUCCGAGGAAAAAGAGAAGAAAGAAAGUCCUUCAAAGAAGAAUAAGAAGAAGGUUAAUCAGACUGAGGUCGUUGCUCCCCGAUCGGAACCAGUGAAGGAAUCCUCGGAAGUUAUUAAGGUGUUGAGUGUCGAAGGUCCCGAAGUUGACGAGGAAGCUGCCCGAGCUCUACAGGCACAAGUGGAAGAGUUGCAGAGAGUCCUUAAAGAGGCUGAGCGUCUGGACCAGGUAGCUUCCGGUGAAAUUGUGGAGGAAGAUGUUCCGGAAAAUGAGUUGACUGAGGUCAAAGAUCUUAGAAGCAACAAGAAGAAGGAAAACAAAGAGAAACAAAACAAGAAAAAGGCUUCGGAGGCUCCCGUAGCCAAGGCACAGAAAGUGGAGGAAGAGAGUGUGGAACCAUCUGAACCACAAGAAAACAAACCAGUUGGCCCAGUGUUUGAUGAACUUGGAGAUACUUGGACAGAUGCUAAAGUAUCCAAGAAGGGCAAAAAGAAGGCUCGCAAGGACCAGUGA